Notolabrus celidotus (New Zealand spotty) is the source of this 1521-nucleotide messenger RNA. RefSeq names its product putative E3 ubiquitin-protein ligase UBR7. Gene Ontology annotation, molecular function: ubiquitin protein ligase activity; zinc ion binding. The record is from RefSeq and is a predicted model, not a curated record. The coding region runs from base 220 to 1356 and encodes 378 amino acids. NCBI's taxonomy places the organism in Eukaryota, Metazoa, Chordata, Actinopteri, Labriformes, Labridae. The transcript is spliced from 12 exons. Gene Ontology annotation, cellular component: cytoplasm.
AUCUUUGAAGGUAACCCGGAAGUAGUUCUCUGAGCUGUUGUUGUGGGUUAGCAGAGACCUGAUCAGAGGGAGGGAGCUGGUUUUAGGAUUGUGAUUAGCUGUUCAUCAGGUCAGUGAUCCCGGGAGUCUCUCCUACAGUCCGUGUCAUCGUUCUGUUGAAAGUUCCGGUUCGGGUUCGACUUGUCUGCCCGUGACGUCACUGCGACAGACAGCUGGAGGAUGUCAGACGGACAGGUGGAGGAGCAGACGGUGUCUCUGGUGGAUGUCCUGCAGGAGGAUGAAGAGUUGGAGGAAGAAGCCUCAGCUGUGUUGGCGGGAAGCGACUCUGAUCACUGUUCGUAUCCUCAGGGCUAUGUGAAGCGUCAGGCCCUGUACGCCUGUCACACCUGUACUCCAAAGGGAGGCGAGGCGGCAGGUGUGUGUUUGGCCUGUUCAUAUAAAUGUCACGAAGGUCACCACCUCUACGAACUCUACACGAAGAGGAGCUUCCGCUGUGACUGUGGAAACAGGAAGUUCUCAGAGCUGCAGUGUAAACUCUUUCCUGAGAAGGAAGACGUUAACCUACAGAACAACUACAGUCAAAACUUCUUUGGGGUUUACUGCACCUGCAGUCGGCCUUACCCUGAUCCAGAUGACCAGGUGGAGGAUGAGAUGAUCCAGUGCGUGGUGUGUGAGGACUGGCUGCACGGCAGGCACCUGGGCUCUGAGGUCCCAGACUGUGUGGAGCUGCAGGAGAUGAUCUGUGAGGCCUGCAUGAACAAAAACACCUUCCUCUGGACCUACGCCGCUCACCUGGCAGUUCCAGGUACAGGAGUACAGGUGAAAGAGAAAACGGAAGCAGACGAGUCAAACACCACCAAAGAAGAAAAGGAUGAUGAUGUCAUCGAGCCCAGCUGUAAACGUAGCCGCGAGGAGGCGGAGCCAAGCUGCAGACUGAAGGAGCUGCAGGCUUCAGACCAGAAGAGAGUCCAGUCCGGAGCCGUGUUCUGGCCCUCCGGCUGGCGCUCAAAUCUCUGCUCGUGCAGCGCCUGCAAGGAGCGUCUGAGUGAAGGAGGCGUGUCUUUCCUGACCGACGAAUCGGACACUGUGCUCGCCUACGAGAACAAAGGGAAGACCAACGAACAGACGGCGACAGGAAACGACCCUCUGAUGUCGGCGCUCGACAACCUGAACCGGGUUCAACAGCUGGAAAUCAUCCACGGAUACAACGACAUGAAAACUGAACUGAAGGAUUUCCUGCAGAGAUUUGCAGCAGAAGGAAAGGUUGUAACGCCCGAUGACAUCCGUCAGUUCUUCGAGCAGCAGCAGAGCCGUAAGAGACAGCGAGCGGACGCCGGCAACUUCUUCUCCACCUGAUGAACUUUGACCUCUCCGCCUCGUUUUUAAAUUUCUUCUCUCUCACCUUUGAACUCUUGGACUCCUGUUUUGAUGUCUGUGUGUAAAGGUCAGAGGUCACCAUCAUAUUCUGUCUUUGUGAUGUCUUUGUUUUUUAUAAAAAACUAAUAAAACUGAUCUCAAGAA